CGACUAUUUUCCUUUUAGUAGGUCAAUUUCCCGCAGGACUGGGUCGCCCACCAAGGUCGUCCGCCCGCCCGUUCCCUCUCGGAGUCCCUUCUCGGAGUGCAGCGCGUGCACGCCGCACAUGUAUGACACGGCCAGUGGCGCACGGCCCCGGAUGCCAACUAGGUCAGACCCGCGCAAACGGCUGGACUUCCCUAUUACUAGUGACCGCUACGGUGGCGUUAAUCGCCACAGCGGUCAACGCGACGUUGACACCCAGAGCGCCGAACUUCCAGUACUUUGAAAGGCCCAAGUACAGGUAUCCGUACUACGAUGAGAACGGACGCGGUCGCCUUCUGUACGGUUACGGUGGACCGGAAUUGUAUCAAUACAAGUCUUACUCUCCGUUGGAAGGAAUCCACUGAUGUCGUACAUCAACCGCAUCAUAUUACCGUCGCUAAUCAUCACAUCAACCCGUCAACUGUAGGCUAAGCUUCCUCUUCCAUAAGAACAUGACGUUUUUAUUAUUUUUUUUUAUUUCUCGCGGUUUCACUUACCGUUCUGACGUCAAAUUAUUGCUUUUGUGAUUUUUUUUUUUUUUAAAAAUUGUUUUUAUAUAAUAUAAUCGCAACACGCUCUCGCUUAGAUAAUAUAAUUAUUAGUUUUUUUUUUUUUUACAAAAUUAUCAUUUAAAUUAAUAAUAACGACUUUUUUAAAAAAAACAAAACAAAAAAAAAAUUACAUAAGAUUAUUCAUGUAAUGUAUAGAUAUAUAUAUAUAUAUAUAUAAUAAUAAUAAGGAAAAAAUCCUCCGUUGCUGAGGCUCGUUGGUGGUUCGAAUGUUACCAAAAACCAGUGGCAGACACGUUUGCAUUCUUUUACGAAUUUCAAAAGAUUUUAACCGUCUUAACGUCGACGAGUUAAUAUACAUUUAUACAUUCGGUUGUCGCGAAAUUCGUAAACGAAUAGCUCAAUGGAAAAAAUAACGGUCUGCCCCGUGGUUAUAUAAUAUCUUAAGUAGAAUCGUAAAUAAUUUUAAAGUUUAAGCACAAUAUCCUAACCGUUGUACAAUGUAUACAGCUUUUCGGAUGUUUUCGUUUGUGUGUUCACUAUGAUAAUAUCUGUAUAAUAUAUUUUAUGGUAAACAAAUAAUAAUUAGUAAAUACAAUAUGUUAUACUGUAGUACAGUAUUAAAAUAAAUAUUAUAUAAGUUAGCUUAAGAAUUGUGUGUGAACUGUAAUAGCAUAAUAUUAUUGUUGUUAGAGAUAUUGUAAUAAUAUGUACUUAGGCAAAAAAAAAAAAUGAAACAAGUAUAAUAUGAUUGUCGUGUCAUGUCCUAUUUUAUAAAUGUUUAAC
Molecule: messenger RNA, 1331 nt
Organism: Adelges cooleyi (spruce gall adelgid)
Lineage: Eukaryota; Metazoa; Arthropoda; Insecta; Hemiptera; Adelgidae
Exons: 3
Coding region: 123-401 (92 amino acids)
Source: RefSeq, a predicted model, not a curated record